AUUUGGUCUACAUUGACCCCUCUCCCACCUUUUCUACUCUAUCUGCACGAAGGCAGCAUUUUUAAACCUGAGGCCAAAGUAAAAAGUGCACGGGAAGGAUGGACACACUACAUCUGCCACAGCAAAUGGCUACAAAAAACAAAUGUAAGGAAGACAACGAUGAGAAAAAUGGAUAUAAAAGUAAAGAAAUCAAAGCGAGCCCUGCACAUUCCACUGCGGCUCUGAUCGUGGCUGAGCCGGAGGACACAGAUCCAUGGGACCUGCCAGAACUGAAGGAUGCGGGUGUCCCGUGGUCAGCACUGGAUACCAAAGGGAAGGUCCUCACAGUGCUGAUAUCAGUGGGGAAGCUGAUUCUGCUUUUAGGUUUCCUCUAUAUGUUCGUCUGUUCUCUUGACAUCCUGAGCUCAGCUUUCCAGCUUGUGGGAGGUAAAACGGCAGGUGACAUCUUUCAGGACAACAAAAUUUUGUCCAACCCUCUGGCUGGUUUAGUCAUUGGUGUUCUGGUCACCCUGCUGGUCCAGAGCUCAUCCACUUCCUCCUCCAUAGUUGUCAGCAUGGUCUCCUCUGGUUUGUUAACAGUUCAGGUGGCCGUUCCUAUCAUCAUGGGCACCAACAUCGGCACCUCGGUCACAAACACACUAGUCGCCAUGACGCAGGCUGGUGAGCGCAACACUUUUCGGAGAGCUUUCGCAGGGGCCACGGUGCACGACUUCUUUAACUGGCUCUCAGUGUUGGUGCUGCUGCCUCUGGAGGUAGCCAGUGGUUAUUUGUUUGUGGUCACCAAGCUCAUCACUGAUUCAUUCGAAAUCCAGAGUGGAGAGGCCCCAGAUCUGUUAAAUGUGAUCACUGACCCCCUCACUGAAUCAAUCAUACAGCUGGAUGCAUCUGUGAUUAGUGGGAUUGCCACCGACGAUCCAGAAGCUAAAAACAAGAGCCUCAUAAAGAGAUGGUGCCAAACCUUCACCAACACAACCUUAAUGAAUGUCACAGUUCCUGGUCCAGAGAACUGUACCUCUCCGUCUCUGUGCUGGGUUGAUGGCAACUAUACCUUCACGCUAAAGAACAUUUCUGAGACAUACAAUAUAAAGAAAUGUACACACCUCUUUGUGGAUGUGAAUCUGUCCGAUAUGGCGGUGGGUCUGAUUCUGCUGGCUCUCUCUCUGCUCGUGCUCUGCUCCUGCCUGAUCCUCAUAGUCAAGCUGCUCAACUCUAUGCUGAAGGGACAGGUGGCUGUUGUCAUCAAGAAAGUCCUCAACACCAAUUUCCCAUUUCCCUUCGGUUGGGUCACGGGCUACAUCGCCAUUUUAGUCGGAGCUGGAAUGACCUUCAUCGUGCAGAGCAGUUCAGUGUUCACUUCUGCCAUUACUCCACUAGUUGGCAUUGGUGUCAUCAGUAUAGAGAGAGCGUACCCGCUGUGUCUUGGUUCAAAUAUCGGCACAACCACCACAGCCAUUCUGGCAGCCAUGGCUAGUCCCGGAGAAACUCUGGCUGACGCUCUACAGAUUGCCCUCGUGCACUUCCUGUUCAACAUCUCUGGUAUUAUUCUGUGGUAUCCCAUUCCAUUUACCCGCGUCCCUAUCCGGUUGGCUAAAGGUCUGGGCAACAUCACGGGCAAGUACCGCUGGUUUGCUGUAGUCUACAUCAUCUGCUGCUUCUUCGUUUUACCGCUUUUCAUUUUCGGCCUGUCUCUGGCUGGUUGGAAGGUACUGGUGGGCGUGGGUGUUCCUCUAGUCAUCAUGUUGAUCAUAAUCAUUGUGAUCAACAUACUACAAAAGCGGAAACCUGGGUGGCUGCCUGCAGUCCUGCGAUCCUGGGACUUCCUCCCACUAUGGGCACACUCCCUGGCUCCCUGCGACAAAGCAGUUGGUGUUUUAAUCGCAAAAUGCUGCUGCUGCUGCAAAUGCUGCCAAGCUGUAUCCGACGACCAAGAAGGCAGAGCAGAACAAUUGGAAAAUAACAGGACAACACACACAGCAGUAUAUGACAAUCCUGCAAUGAGUGUAGAGAAUGAAGCGGAAGAUGGGAUAAAAAUAGAGUUAAAUAUCCUGAAAAUGACCAGGCUUUGAGAUUUGAUACUUUAAGUGCAGUUGUGGUCAGAGGUUUACAUGUACUCGUCAUGGCCCUGAACAUUACGGUGAUUUUGGACUUCUAAUGAUUUCUUUAACUGUUGUUUCUCCAGGGGGGGAUGAAGCCAACUUACAGGACUUUAAAAAGAACUGGGUGCAAGUUUGAAUGUAUUUUGGAUUUUCUCUAAUCCACACAGGGUCGAAAUUAUACAUAAACUCAUUUAGGUUGUGGUGAUCGUUCUACAAUGUUAUUAAAACACUUUUUUUUUACCUGCAUUUCUAAAAAAAAAAAAAAAAAAAAAACUGCCUCUAAUCUUCAGUUCAAACAGUUCUCUGUAAGUACAAGUUAUUUGUCACCACUUUGCCAACUUCUAGAAGAAGACCCCAACUGUCACCCCUUAGAUGACAGGAAAUUGUUCAGGAACAUGUUGAGAAACCACAAAGGCUCAAGUCUGCCAUGAACUGGAAACUGCUGGAACACCAGCAGAAGGAACUGAACAACUGAGGCAUGUUUUACAUUGCCAUGGACUGAGACGGCGCUGACCAAGAAAGAAGUCCCUGCUCCAAAAUCAACACCUUCAACAACUGAUCUGCAAUUUUCAGCUGCCCACGUGGACGAGCCAAAUGGCAAAUUUUAUGGUCAGGUGACACCAAAGAUUGAGCUGUUUGAUCACAAUGACAAGAGGUAUGUUUGGAUGGUUAAAGGUGAGGCUUUCAAACCUAAGAACACAAUUUUAUGGAUUAUGCUUAAAAGCCAAUCAAACUCUGCCAAGACUAAUGGAUGCCAAAAGUAUCUGGUCGGACUGCAACAUAAGGGACAUUUAAUCAAAUAUAUCAUUUUGAUGCUUUGUGGAUGAGAGAGAUUCCAAAAUAAAUUCAAACUUGUGCACUGUCAUUCCACCAUGGAAAAAACAGUUCCAAGAAAUCAUUAAAAAUCCCCAAAUUGCCACGAUGUAUUUAAAGUUCCUACCACAACUGUAUGUGUGUGACUGUGUGUGAUGCAAAGAAACAUACUAAUGGACAUAUUGUAGUGUAACAUAGGAAAUGACUGCGUAGACAAAUGUAGUAAAAUGUUACAUCGUUAACAGAAGUGACCUUGAAAUACAAGUGGAAAGCUAUAGUUAUAUUAAUGUCAGCAAAUCCUAUGAAAGGAUCCAAACCAACAACUUUAGUUUCUCAGAGUCAUCAUAUCAUGACCCCAGUCCUAACCCUAACACUAAGGCUAGCCAAUCAGAAUGUGUGUAUGUGUGUUUUUUUUCACAGAAUAUGUAAUAUUUGUUUUGGGGGUUUUUGUCAUUUAAAAACAUUUGAUUUUUUUCUCCCAAAAAGGUCCUUCUUGACUUUUUCCACAGCAUACUAUUAGAGUGGGGUUAGGGUUAUUAUCUAUGAUGACUUAGACCUCGGAGUACUAAUACUUUAUAAUUUAGCAAGUUUAUGAUUUUUAACAUCAAAUCAGUUUGGCCUUGCUGAAGACAUAAAUGCAUCAGUGCAAUUCUAUUAACCUUAUAAAGGACAUCAUUGUUUCUUAAAGCAUCUUGGUACUUUAAUUGUUUUUACUUUCAUUGUUUAAAUGAAGGGAAAUUGAAUUUUUAUUUGACUAUUCUUCAGCUGCAAGUCAGGGAACAAGUCAGGGAACAAGACAGGGAACAAGACAGGGAACUGUGACAGUGCCAGUCAAAUACUUUCACCCAGACAUGAAGAUUUUCCCUAUUUAACAUUUUGCUAUAACAUUUUUUAUUUUAUUUAUGAGUCUUGCUGAGUUGAUGAACUAAAAUUUUAAUAGUUCCCUGGUUCAUGAGUAAAAAGUUGAAAAACCUAAAGGCUUCAGCCAAAUUUUAUUUUGUGUCAUUGUGUCAGUAUGCCAUCAUGAUUUCCUGCCUGCUCGUUGAACAUUUAGCUCAUGUGUACAGCCUCAGAACUGGUAGCAUGGCUAUAAAGCGGUGUAUGAUAUGAGAAAAUCUGGCUACACAGACAAAGCUAGACUCAAUCAUGUUGACUUUGGUCUUUUAAAUGAAUUUGUGUGUGGAUAUAAAAUUGCAGAAUAUCACCAUUCUUAUCCUUUUGACAUCUGAGUAACUGCAUUGUCAUGACUAACAUAACAUAACAUUUAACAUGCUAACUGAGGUCUGUGGAGUCUGAGAUGUAGUGCUUGUUGUUUUUGUUUUGUUUUGUUUUGUUUCUUUGCAGUUUCAUUGGCACACCAACCUGUCAUGUUUCCCUAGUUUCAUCAUUUUCCCAUUUUUGUAUUUUUAUACAGAGAAAAAAAAUCACCGUGUAUAAAAGACACAUUCAGAUCUUUAAAACAUCGUUUUAAGGUGUAAUAUAACUUUGUAAUUGAAGAGGUAAUUGUAUUCAAGGAAUAUAUAGUCUGGAAUUAGAUGAAUGCGCAUCUAACAAUUUGUUUUUGUUUGUUUAAUUGUGAGUUGUCCCCCCAAAAAACUGUGUUAAAAAGCAAAAAGAAUAAAA
This is a messenger RNA of Oreochromis aureus, 4532 nucleotides long. RefSeq names its product solute carrier family 34 member 2a (gene slc34a2a). NCBI's taxonomy places the organism in Eukaryota, Metazoa, Chordata, Actinopteri, Cichliformes, Cichlidae. The record is from RefSeq and is a predicted model, not a curated record. The transcript has 13 exons. Gene Ontology annotation, cellular component: apical plasma membrane; vesicle; brush border. The coding region runs from base 99 to 2066 and encodes 655 amino acids. Gene Ontology annotation, biological process: sodium-dependent phosphate transport; intracellular phosphate ion homeostasis. Gene Ontology annotation, molecular function: sodium:phosphate symporter activity.